UUUUUUCUCUCGCGAGAUCUGCCAACACUGCGCGCGAGAACCAAACACGGCGAGGAUAAAGCAAGAUGGCUUCUGACGGUGAAGACAUUAUUGUAGUCGUCACAGUUAAGUGUUGUUAAUCUGUGCCUCCAUGUACACAUAUGUCCUUUAUUAGACUCUACUAAAUAGAGUAAACAUCGUUAUUAACUGUUUGCAUCCAGUUAUAUUAGUCUGAGCGCACUUUGAUGCUCCUCGAGCUAGCUUAGCCUGCUAGUUAGGUUAGCUUGUUAGAUGCUAAAAAAGAAACGCGGACGUUAUCAACACAUGGCUAAGUAGAGAUCAAAUGUGAGUGUGAAGUGUUGUGAUUGUGUGAAAAUGUGCGAAAGAACGAUAGCAAAGUAUGAGGAGGAACUUUGUCCAACACAAGAGGAGAAGGUGCGACACAUCAACUACUAGACGCUGGUUUCAAGAAACUUCAAGUUGUUUUACGCAGAACAGGUUUUCUGAUCCGGUGACGCUAAUAAUACCUCAUCUACGUAUAUCAGGUGUAGUGACGACUAUGACUGGUUAAAUAUGGAUUAGCAAUCACUUCAGGGUGUCGGGUCAGGACAGCAAUUAUUCAUUCAGACGUCUGUGAAGAACAUAUUCUCCCUGAGCAACAGAAGUGGAGCUUCAGGAUGGAGCCACAGCCCUCCCCCAUUGAAAAUGAAGAGGGACACCCACUGAUCCCCCAUUUUAAGGAGGAAGAGGAGGGCCCACCGAUCCCCCAUUGUAAAAAAGAAGAGGAUGACCCACUGACACCCCAUUUUAAAGAGGAAGUGGUGGAUUCACUGAGCCCUCACAUCGAGGAAGAGAAUGACCCACUGAGACUUCACAUUAAAGAGGAAGACCCACUGAUCCCUCACAUUAAAGAGGAAGAGGAGGACCCACUGACCCCUCACAUUAAAGAGGAAGAAAAGGAGUCACAGACCCCUCACACCAAAGAGGAAAAAGAGGAACACAGCAUCAGUCAAGAGGGAGAGAAUCUUAAAUGGUUGGAGAAGGUUGAUGUCACCAAGAUGCCAGUGAUUGGUGUCCAUGUGAAGAGUGAAGAUGAUGAGGUCAAAGGUGAAAGUGAGGAGAGGGGAGGGGGGGAGCCUCCAAGCAGCAGCUCAACACAACACAUAACAGAAGCUGAUGGAGACAACUGUGGAGGAUCACAAGCAGACAAGCUCUUAGCUCCACUAUCAGAUAGUGAGGACACAACGUCACACUCUCCUGACACUGAUGAUGAAGACUCUAAAGAUGAUAAGACAUGUCACACUGACAACACUCACUUCACAUGUUCUCUCUGUGACAAAACCUUUAAAUACCGUUGUGGUCUGAAAAGUCACAUGAGUACACACACCGGAGAGAAACCUUAUUCUUGCUCAUAUUGUGGUAGAGAUUUUAGACUAAAAGGCACGCUGAAAGAA
Molecule: messenger RNA, 1433 nt
Organism: Nerophis ophidion (straightnose pipefish)
Lineage: Eukaryota; Metazoa; Chordata; Actinopteri; Syngnathiformes; Syngnathidae
Product: zinc finger protein ZFAT-like
Exons: 3
Cellular component (GO): nucleus
Source: RefSeq, a predicted model, not a curated record